Molecule: messenger RNA, 540 nt
Organism: Glarea lozoyensis ATCC 20868
Lineage: Eukaryota; Fungi; Ascomycota; Leotiomycetes; Helotiales; Helotiaceae
Exons: 1
Coding region: 1-540 (179 amino acids)
Source: RefSeq, a predicted model, not a curated record
AUGCCUGUCGUUAAGAAAGAGAUCCCCGUUAAGGAGGAGGUCACCAUCAAGAAAGAGCCAUCUCCAGAGCUCGGAUACUAUGCCUUCUUUGACAACAACACCGGCAUCAAGGAGGAGGUCGCCAGUAAGGAGGAGGUAACCAUCAAGAAGGAGCCUUCCCCAGAGCCCGAAUACCACACCUUCAACGCCGGCCCCCCCACCAUCGAGGAGGAACCAACCACCCCCAUCAAGCGAGAGCCCUCCACCGACCGCGAAUCCUCCACCGACUCCGAGGCCAGCACCAUCAUCCUCCCGCCCACCGACAAGAAAUCCCGCUUCCCAUCCCCCGGCCCCUUCAAGAUCACCAAGACCUUGACCAAAACCAGAGUCACCUCAUACAAGAAUGACGAGCUGGUCGAGAGCAUCGAGAAGGACGGGUACGACGACUACAAAAUCGGUACCUUCCGAUUCAUCCAAACCCGCACUGUUCUUCGCAGGUAUCCAUGCGGCGCCGUCAUCGUCAAGAAACACGCGCGAUUUGCUAAGCUCACUCACUAUUAG